Molecule: messenger RNA, 2175 nt
Organism: Candidula unifasciata
Lineage: Eukaryota; Metazoa; Mollusca; Gastropoda; Stylommatophora; Geomitridae
Source: the annotation of a GenBank genome assembly
AUGACCGAAUAUAAAAUGGCUUUAGCCAAGCUUCCGCCGCUGUCCGGUGGGAAAGUGGCUCCAGUGUCUUCCCCUGCUGUCCAGCGACUUGAGCGACUAAAUGGACCCUCAUACAAACUUAAUGAGAGACUGUACCCGCUACCACCACCAAGUGUUUUAAAGCCUUAUGUAGACACAAAGUCCGGAGAGCUGGAUAUGUGGCCAGCCUAUGCCAGCAGCCGGGCACUGUCCUGCACCAUAUCCAUGCACUCCAAGCCCAGAAGUCUGGUGAUGAGUGACGAUGACAUACGGAGGUCGCAGCUGAUCCCAAAACCACGAUUUCUGGAGCAGUUAGAAAAUUUUCUAAAGAAGGAGCUUAAAGCUCUAGGUGUAGCUGAUGUACAGCCAAAUGAACUGAGACUGCAGGCAUAUCGAGAAGUGUUUGAAUACCUCAUCGAUGAUUUUAAAACUUACAAGCCCUUGCUGGCAGCUAUAAAAAAUGAAUAUGAAAUGAUGCUGGCACAUCAGCGACAACAGAUACGACAGCUGGAACCACUGAAGCAAAUGGUGGUCACCGUUUCAGAGCAGUGUGAGCAGAAAAUCCUGGCUGUAAGGAAUGAAGAACUGCAGGAAAUGGCAGAACUGAAGAAAGAAAACAGAAAUCUUUAUGCUCAGAUUUCCAGCUUGAGGAACCAGCAUGAAGAUCUCAGGGAACAAGUUGAAAGGUUAAAGAUUAAGCUGCAAGAAGAGUACCACAAGUACAGAGAUGAAUGUGAUGCCCGCAAGCUCCUGGUGGCCGACAUCAACGACCUGCGUUACCAGCAGGAAGACUACUUGGCUUCUAGAGCGGAAGCCGAACAAAAUCAGGAAACAGAGGAGGAUCCCCUUGUGCUGAAACUUGCACUGAUAAAGACACGAGAGGCAGAGACAGCAGCUACCCAACGGUUGAAUGAGAUGAUUGCUAACUAUGGAGAUGUUGUUCCCAGGAGAGAUUAUGAGAUGCUGGAAACCAAGUUAAAGGAGCUGGAACAAAAACUGGAAGAAUCACACAAUGAUUUCAGGAAACUUCAAGCAGAGCACAAUGCUGUGUUGGACAUCCAGAAGCAGAUCGUACAGAAGAGAGAUGAGUUCUAUAUCGAACUGGAAACUCUCAAAAGAAGCUCUACUCCCAGACCAGCUUGGGACAAAUGUGCUGACUUUGUGCAGGGAGGUAUUGUCCGAUGGAAAGAGCUGUCCGAAGGGAAAAGAAGUAAUGAGCUAGUGGACGUUUUGCUCAGUGAAAUUCAAUCGGGUGGAUUUGUGGAUACAGUAGGUGCGGAUUACUUUGAUCCUCAGGGAACAGGUCCUGAGGUGGCCGAAUAUCUGCGAUGUGACCAGCCUGUACGCAACAGAAGGUUGAGCAAGCGGGACACUGUGUUGCUGAUCAGGGACAUCUGGAGGACCAAGUCAGCCAAAGAUGCUGAGAGGACUGAUGGAAGCAGACAGAACAUGGGAGAGUUUCUAGCUGAGUACCUGAAGUCGAGGUUUCCCCUAGAGCAGAUAGUUCUAGAGUGGGGUUACAAUCUCCAUGACGCCUGCCAGAGGUAUGCCAAUGAUGAGAUCAUUGGACUGUUCUGGAGUGUUCUGAAUGGGGAGGCAGAUGAAGAAAUCUUCCACUCUCAGCUCAUGACAAUUCAUAGACUGCUGACGAGCAUGACAAAGCUUGAUGCCCAGAAGGGCAACGAGGGGAUUCUGAGUUUUGAAGACUUCCGCAAAUGUCUGGUGGAGUUUUUCCAUUUGUCAGACCAAGAGAAUGAGGCCACAACUGUGACUAUCAUGAUGAAAGCUGUGCAGGAUGAGUUAGAAAUUACUGACGAGCAACCCGUUGAUUAUAAAGUCUUAUUUACAGAGGAUGAUGAGGGUAAAACUGGACCAUUCUUGGAUGAAGUGAAGAAGUUUCUCAAGACCCAGAAAGAGACCUACAUCAAUGAUAUCAAGGAGAACUUUUCAGAUUCCAGCCCUGUUUCAGUUGAUGAUCUGAUGAGGGCAAUUUCUAUGGCAGACCCAGAGAUCAGCAAUGAGAAAAUGCAUGAAUAUUUGACGUGGGCAUUCAACACAACCAUUGAAGGACUGCAGGAUGCAAACCCAGCCGAGCAGUCAUUUAUCUUGAAGAGACUGGCCAAUGGGAAUUUUUCUAGGAUAGGACGGAAGAUGUAG